Alternaria novae-zelandiae is the source of this 1389-nucleotide messenger RNA. RefSeq lists its product as uncharacterized. The coding region runs from base 1 to 1389 and encodes 462 amino acids. Lineage: Eukaryota; Fungi; Ascomycota; Dothideomycetes; Pleosporales; Pleosporaceae. The record is from RefSeq and is a predicted model, not a curated record. Gene Ontology annotation, biological process: spermine transport; transmembrane transport; spermidine transport. The transcript has 2 exons. Gene Ontology annotation, molecular function: spermine transmembrane transporter activity; spermidine transmembrane transporter activity.
AUGGCGCUUCCGAAUGCUUCACGACCCGUUUCCUGGUCGAAUACUACAGCAGCAUCGACAAGACCACCAAGUCCUGUCAACAUCGAAAAGGACCAUGACAAAAGUCGCCAGCAGUCGACCAUAGCAGACUACAAUCCAGGCGUCGACCCCGAGAAAGGUCAUCCACCAAAUGCAGGUCAAGAAGCAACACCAAACGCCACCGAUGCUUCGUCGCAAGAUCGCCCUUCAGCGCUCGACUGGGACAGUCCAGACGAUCCUCUCAACCCUCACAAUUGGAGUGCAGCGCGAAAGUGGUACCAAACGUACACCAUAUCAGGCAUCGCAUUCGUAGGAACCUUCGCAUCAUCCGUCUUCACACCCGCCAUCGAACAAUCAGCAUCAGACCUCCACUCCACCCAACUCGUCGCAACCUUCGCAUACUCUAUAUACGCUCUCGGACUAGCCUUCGGCGGCCCCUUCGCAGCACCUUUGAGCGAGACAUUCGGACGACGACCCCUCAUCUUCAUCAGCCUGCCCAUCUUCGCGCUCUUCAUCCUCGGCACGGGGUUCGCACAGAGUAUGGCAAGUCUGGUGGUGUUGAGGUUCUGGGCUGGUUUCUUCGCUGCUCCAAGUCUGAGCAUGGGAUCAGGCACCUUGAGCGACAUCUGGCCGCCUGAGAAGCGGUCUGGUCCCAUGUCGCUGUAUGUCGCAACGCCAUUCAUGGGUCCAGCUUUAGGACCGAUAUUAGGUGCUGCGGUAACGCAGACACGUGGCUGGCGCUGGACGUCUUGGUUGAUACUCUUCUUCACCAUUGUGCUUGUCAUUGCGCCUGCGCCGUUUUACAAGGAGUCGUAUAAGCCCGUCCUCCUGCGUCAGCGCGCAAAGAAGCGGAAUCUUCCUCUGCCGCGGUCGCCGACUGAAGGCAUGUCGUUGCCGAAGAUUGUCAGUACGUAUGCCACCAAGACGCUUACUCGGCCGAUGCAUAUGCUGCUCACCGAGCCGAUCGUUGCGACCUUCAAUACGUACUCUGCCUUCAACUUCGGCCUGCUAUACGCCUUCUUCGCCGCCUUCCCAUACGUCUUCGCAACAGAAUACGGCUUCGACAGUCUCUCCACAGGCUACACAUUCUUGGGUCUGGGCGUCGGUGUCAUCGUCGCUACCAUCUGCAUCGUCUCUUUUAGUAAACUUUACUACCUGCCUCGCGUGCGCAAAGCGAUUGCAGAGAAGGCUCCAGCACCCGCUUUCGCAACAUCACGACUCGCACCCGAGAAGCGGUUACCCCUCGCAUUUGCUGGUGGACCUAUCCUCACAAUCGGCCUCUUCCUCUUCGGCUGGUCGGCCGCUUACCGCGUCCAUUGGAUUGUACCGACCAUCGCCGAAGCUUUCUUUGGUAUGGGUGUUGAGGAGUAG